AUGGGCUUUUUCAACUUGAACGGCGUGUUCGGCUUAUUCUCUGAGUAUCCACUCACACGUACUUUCAAGGACCCACGCAUCCCAAUGACGGUCACUAUCUGUUCAGUACUGGUACUUGCGGGGUUGGUAACUUUUAAUGUACUCACCCAGGGUUCAGUCUCCCAGACCGAAUCCGUCUUGCGAGGCCAUUGGUACAUCAAAAACAAUACCCUAUCAUGUCAACCCGCCACGAUGGUAAUGGGUAAUUCAUACUUCACCAACACGCGACCUACUCAUUUGGAAGAUAAUGGCGAGAUAGACAAGGAAGAAGGAGAGCAGAGGGGAUCAUUCUCUUGGUCACUUCAGAGUGUAGUACGAGGGCCCGAAGGUCGAGAUACCGGAGAGACUGGAUUUUAUUAUCAAGAGAGUCCACUAAGAUGUAAUAUUACUGGGAUCUCUCUGACCUAUGAAUUUCAGGUACAAAGCUUCUCCUAUUCAAUGCGGGCGAUGUGCGUAACUCCAAGUGUGGAGAAAAACACAGCGGACAACUUCAUCUGUCUCGAAACGAGAUUUUCAAUUGUGGAUAGAGCGGUACCGAGAUUCACCGAAGAGGUUCAAAAUAUCCUACAAGCGCAAAUCUUUGGAAUUUCAAAAUUUUACCCCCAACUCAACUUCAGCGCGAAUACAUUGCCGGGCACCGCUUUUCCACCUUACAAAGACCUGAACAACAGCCUGGCUGAGGAAGACGUGGGCAACCGUGACAUCCUGCAAUGGUCGGUCUGGUUGGAUGGUUUCAAUUACACUCUGGCGGAACACUAUCAUGAUUUCAAUCACUCGUAUCUUUAUAUGCAACCUGAACCGCAAGGAAAACUCUACAUCUCUGGCAAAGAGGCAAAACCGACAAGCUUCGACCAGGGCACCCUCGACCUACUCAACGGAGGCAAAUCCGGGCUGCAGAUUGCCGCCGUUGGUAUUGGAGGAAUCCGACCAAUUCCACCCAUCGCGACUUUGACUGCAGUUCAGCUCUUACCCGCACCGAUGCCGCUUUAUCUCAACCUAACGGAAUCCAUCCUAGCGAUCAUGAUGGACAUGGCGGGGAAAGAUCUCGAUCGGCGUGUUUUAGGUGCUGGAUAUCUCUGCACAAUCACCAGGAGCCCUUGGAAGAAAGCAAUACCCAUGUUGGCAAUGAUCAUUGGAAGUUGUUCAGGAAUGUUCGGGGCUUCUUUGACAAUAAUGCUAUUUGUUGCCCGAAGAUAUGACAGUCACUUGAUCUCGAAGCAAGAAAGGAGAGUAACAUCGGAUUCAGCAGUAUUAGAUGAUCAACUGAUGGAAUGCGAACGCGAUCGUCUGACGUUAGAAGAAAGUCACGCGGAAGUCAUUAAGAAGCAACCGGAAAAAAGACUGUGGUAG
Molecule: messenger RNA, 1389 nt
Organism: Puccinia triticina
Lineage: Eukaryota; Fungi; Basidiomycota; Pucciniomycetes; Pucciniales; Pucciniaceae
Exons: 10
Coding region: 1-1389 (462 amino acids)
Source: RefSeq, a predicted model, not a curated record